AUGACGGAGGAUCAAAUGACCCUCCGUUCGCUUACAGAUCUUCUCUCAUCCAAGGGUUCGUAUUGGCACCAACCACUCGAUAAACUCAUCACCCAAUGGGCCGAUACUCAGUAUGGCAACGAUAGCACCAAGAAUGUACUCGCCCGAGAUCUGAUGAGGAACCAACUUACCUCCCACAGAGAUGUCAUCCAGUCGGCACUGGAUGAGAAGGCUGAAGCGGUUGAGCUUCAAAAGAUACAUCUAGAGAAUUUGGUGGGGCGUCUCAAGCAUGAGCAACCCAACCCCGGAAAUGUCUUUUCUGAGAUCGAAAUUAUUCAGUAUAGGCUGGACGAACCCCUGGACGAGUUUAUGAGUUUGAACGCCAUGCUCGAUGUCGAUAUCAAGUCAGCUUGGCAAGAAGUGCAAUUAUUCGGAAAGUUGUUUGCGGACAUCAAGGGGUAUUUUGCUGCCAGGGACCAAAUGUCGUUUGGUAGACUCGCCAUUGAUUAUAAAGAGAUCGGAGGACUUCUUUUGGCGAUUUUGCGGGUGCAGUUGGAACUUCAGAAAAUGGAGGAACAAUCUCUAAUCAUCCAAUCAGAUAUCAGAGACAAAGUCAUGACGCUACACUUUGGCGUCGAUGCAAUCUUAGCUAUGGAAAAGAGUAAGAAAGAACCUCCGAAGGCGGCACCUCCCGACGGAUGA
This is a messenger RNA of Morchella importuna, 681 nucleotides long. RefSeq lists its product as uncharacterized. NCBI's taxonomy places the organism in Eukaryota, Fungi, Ascomycota, Pezizomycetes, Pezizales, Morchellaceae. The record is from RefSeq and is a predicted model, not a curated record. The coding region runs from base 1 to 681 and encodes 226 amino acids. The transcript has 3 exons.